Oreochromis niloticus (Nile tilapia) is the source of this 4160-nucleotide messenger RNA. Its product is annotated as major histocompatibility complex class I-related gene protein. Gene Ontology annotation, biological process: immune response. The record is from RefSeq and is a predicted model, not a curated record. The transcript is spliced from 7 exons. NCBI's taxonomy places the organism in Eukaryota, Metazoa, Chordata, Actinopteri, Cichliformes, Cichlidae. Gene Ontology annotation, cellular component: external side of plasma membrane. Bases 191 to 1306 code for a protein of 371 amino acids.
UUAUAAUUUAUUACAGACUAACUUAAUUUAUUACAGACUAACUUAUUACAGACCUUUAAUGCCAAAAUCACAACCCUCAGAAAGUAUCUUUUAUUUUGAAAUCAGGUAGUUUCCUGUGGGGGCUGGCUUUACCCAGUUUGAAGGCAGAAAAACAGACUCUCAUGAUUAAAAACAGCAACACAAAAGCAACAUGAAACCUGUGUAUCUAUUACUCCUCUGCUCUAAUGUGGUAUGUCUGGGUAAGAUCAUACUGAAACAUUCAUUGGUUAGUUUUGACACUGGUUCCUCUGGAAACCCAAACAUCUCUGAGUUUGUGGGUUUCCCAGUAAUUGAUGGCAUUCAGAUGGCUUACUACUGUGACAGCAGCAACAAGAUACUGGAACCAAGACAGGACUGGGCGAAGAAAAUAUUAGAUACCAACCCUCAGAUGUUGGAGUCGCUCACUGAUUAUUGUUUUGUGGAUCGGCCAAAUCUGUUCAGAUUAUGGAUUUCUAGUUUGAAGCAGCAGUUAAACCAAAACAGAGCUGUCCACAUUUUACAGAUGAUAGAAGGCUGUGAAUGGGAUGAAAACACCGGAGAGGUUACGGGACUUUUACAGUACGGAUACGAUGGAGAAGACUUUCUUAAAUUGGAUCUAAAGACGCUGACGUGGAUCGCACUGAAACCAGAGGCUGACAUUAUCAAACAGAGUUGGGAUGCUGACACAACCAGAAUGAAAGACCGUGAAAAAAUCCUCACUAAGAUUUGUCCAGAGUGGCUGAAGAUGUAUGUGGAGAGUGGCAACAGCUCUCUGCAGAGAACAGUUCUUCCCUCAGUUUCUCUCCUCCAGAAGACUCCCUCCUCUCCAGUCAGCUGCCACGCUACAGGUUUCUAUCCUAACACAGCCGUGAUGUUCUGGAGAAAAGAUGGAGAGGAGCUCCAUGAAGGUGUGGAUCCUGGAGAGAUCCUCCCAAACAAUGAUGGCACCUUCCAGAUGAGUGUUGAUCUGAAUGUUUCAUCAGUCACACCUGAAGACUGGGGAAGUUACGACUGUGUGUUUCAGCUCUCUGGUGGUGAGGACAUCCUUGUCACCAAACUCAAUAAAACUGUGAUCAGAACAAACUGGGGCAAAAAAAUAUUUAACACUGAUGAAGAGACGUCCUCUGACAUGCUGUUCAUCACCAUCGCUGCAGUCGUUGUUUUUGUUGUUCUCAUUCUCAUUGCUGCUGCUGGAUUUGCUGUUUGGAAAAAGAAGAAAGACAGACGGCCUACAUCUUCUCCUGACAAAGGAUCUGAGCUGUCAGAGCGACUAAAUCAACAAGGCUGACUGUCAUGUCUCCCUUCCCACCACAUCUCAAAAGGUUCUCUAUUAGACUGAGAGCCUGUCACUGCGGAGGGCAUUACAGACUCAUUAACUCAUGAACUUACUUUGUGACAUGUCGUGUUAUCCUGCUGGAAGGACAACAUGUUGACAGGCUGGUCAUAAAGGAAUGGACAUGGUGAGCAACAUAGUAGUUACGGAUAACAAUCAGGGACGCUGUGGGGUAAUAUAUCCUCCAUUGCCAACACCAUCAACCAGCAGCAGAACAUCAGUGUUAUUUGCGAUGUGCAUUUCUGGACUCUUUAAGUUUGGUAAACUUUAUGUUUGGUGGGGGUUUGUGAUUGGAUAAACUUGUUUCUCUUCUGUUUGUUUUCAGCCUAGCAUCCACAGUUUUCAAGAUCUCAUGUUCAAAUUUUGUGUGAUGGUAGACAGCAAUGACAGCUUAAGCUGAUGUAAUUUUGUAAAAACUGUCCAGAUCAAGGCCACGCCCUUCAGCAGGAGUUGUGCUCUCUGAGUGCUUCUGCACUUCAGGUGCCCUGGCUAACAUUUCUUCCCAAAAAACACUGAACAAACAGGAGGACUCGGAGAGCGCAGCACCCCACGGAUGGCAAGGGUUAUACUAAAACUUUACUGCUGUUGUUUGAUGUCUUCAUUACAACAUGCUGAAUUGUCUGAAAACUUUUUAUAAGCUGUAAAAACCUGAGAUUAUUCCCUUAUCCCCAGAUGAACAGAAUCAACUUUUGGAGAUUUACUUACCUGGAUGAUUGAGCAUGCAUCAAGAUGUAACUCUUCAUUGUUUUGUAAGCUUUAGAAGCAUUACAGUUUGUUUUGUGCACAUAGUCACGGCAGUUUUGAGCCUCAGUUUUGUAUUGUAUAACGGCCAUUGAGCUAACGGCAGGAGCUAGAAAUGUUGCUAUUAUUAUCCAUUUGGUGAGGAAACAUGUUCCGAUAUAUGUUUAGUAACCACUUUAGUAUUUUGGUUUAUUAUUUAGCUUUUCCUUCCACUCUGUGACAUUGAGCAGUACAGGAUGUGAAAUAUUUAUGUUCAUUUUCAUUGCAAUAAACAACUGCAUGAGAGAAGCAAGUCAAAAUCACUCCCGUGAUUCUUUCCCCCUGUUUUCAGGGAUAACAUGAACACGAUCCAUCAAAAUUGUGCGUAAUAUAAAGUUUUUACUGAUUUUCACAUAUGGUGUGACCAGACAGACAAACAGAACAGAUUACAUACUCCCUCCCUUCGGGGAGCAUCAAGGAAGUUGUUUCUAAGUACUAAAGAUGUAACACUAUAUUUAAGUUUAUACUUUUAUCUAGAUUAAUCCUUUUAAAAUAAUUACCAGUUUGCAAGAACCUGUGGGUCACUGUUGAAUUAUUGCCAUUUACAUAAAAUUAUGCAUGAAGUUAGAAAAUAUUUGCACCCUUUGUUUUUAGACCAGAGCAGUUCAACAUGGUGAAAUCGCACUCUUAUUAAUGCAGGAUGGCACUGAAUGUAACUUUACAAAGAAUCCAGUCAUAAUUAUACAAAGAAGAUAACAAGAGCUUCUGUUUUGACCACCAAGUGCCAAUUGAGUUGUAUUAUGAUGAUACACUAUAACACACAUGAUAAUGCAUGUUUGUGACUUCCAACCUUUUCAAAUAGCAAUGAGGACUUUUGUACACAAAUGCAUUCUUGAGUGAAUCGAAUCUAGCAAUGUUUGUCAAAUCAUUACUGCUUUUGAAACCUAACUUUCAGAUGAGUGUUGAUCUGAACUUUUGAACUUUGCAGUUAUUUAUUUGUAAAAAAUGUUUGGAAUCAUGUAUGAUUUUCGUUCCACUUCUCACGUGUACACCACUUUGUAUUGGUCUUUCAAUAAAAUUGAUUCAUGUUUGUGGCUGUAAUGUGACAAAAUGUGGAAAAGUUCAAGGGGGCCGAAUACUUUUGAAAGCCACUGUAUAUGAAUAACUGCUUAUUAUUUUACUGGAUCAUUAUUCUGACAAUGACAAGACUGAAGCUACCUUUCCUCUGAUAGGUAUAAUCUCACUGCCAAAUUUAACAUUUUCCUUAAAAAAAUAAACCCUCUGAAAAGCCAGAGGUGUGGAAACACACUGACAGCCUGUUUCCUCUGUUUGGACUUUCCUUAUGGCAGAGAUGUCGAUUUGUGUUGCCCUCUGGUGGUAACAUGGAAAAACACACACUGAGCCUGAGGAUUCACCGAAAUGAAAACUGUUGGUAUGCAUGCGUUUGUUACAGGUUUCAUUCAUCCUCACACAUUUAGUGUGUAUGUGUUUCUGUUCAUGACAUCUAUUUUCACCAGUUGAUUAUGUAUCAUAUUAGAACAAGAUAAGAUUUAAAAAUACAAUCAGGAAGUCAGUAAAAAAGAAGUAUAAGAAAUCCACACAGCAAGUUUAAAAUUUCAGUGUACCUAAACAUCAGAAAACAGUGACUCCAAAAGUCCAAAAGUGAAAAUUACACGUUUGAAGUAAAUUUCAAAAAAAUCUGUAGAUGUCGUUGUUCAAUAGAAAACAAAUGGAUGCUGUUUUAAAAAUGUAGCAAAGCUGGAAUAAAGCCAGAGGCAGCCGACGGAAACAUCCCCACUGAGUCAUUGUUCACAUGUGAAUGACUCAUUACAGAUGAAUGCUGACUCUUUAACCAUUUACAGUUUCCUUCUUCAAAGAUGACGGUGGGACGUAAACAGAUAUUAGAAGAUUGUGUUUGUGAUGUGUGAGUGGUGAUAAGAUGUCCAUAAAAAAGCUAAAAAGUAGAUAUAUAAUAUCCAAACACGACAUGUAAGUUUGACAAAUAAACUAUGAAAGUUGUUUAACAAGAAGUGUACACAGUUUGUAUCUCAGCAUCUAUUAAUUAUUGGCAUACAGGCUAUAGUGUCCA